This is a messenger RNA of Erpetoichthys calabaricus (reedfish), 383 nucleotides long. Its product is annotated as protein S100-A1-like. The transcript is spliced from 3 exons. Gene Ontology annotation, molecular function: transition metal ion binding; calcium ion binding. Bases 17 to 331 code for a protein of 104 amino acids. The record is from RefSeq and is a predicted model, not a curated record. Lineage: Eukaryota; Metazoa; Chordata; Cladistia; Polypteriformes; Polypteridae.
GAUUAUAAUUAUCAUAAUGGAAAGCAAAGCAACUCUGCCAGAUGCCCUUGCAGUCAUGGUGGACAUUUUCCACGAAUACGCAAGCAAAGAUGGAAAUGCACAUUCACUGAAUAAAGGAGAGUUUAAAGAAAUGAUAAAUGCACAGUUCCCACAUGUGUUUGAGAACUCUAAAGACAAAGAAGGAAUACAGAAACUCAUGAAUGAUCUGGAUCGCGACAAGAGCGGCGAAAUUGAUUUCACAGAGUACAUGACAUUUCUAGCUUCAUUGGCAGUAGUGUGCAAUGAAUACCUUCUUGAAAGCUUGAAAGGGGGCAAGAAGCCAUGCAAAUAAAUGAAAAACAAUACUAAGUAUUUGCUUUUCAGAUGUUUUGUAUUUUGAUAAU